Messenger RNA from Periconia digitata, 1116 nucleotides. The record is from the annotation of a GenBank genome assembly. Lineage: Eukaryota; Fungi; Ascomycota; Dothideomycetes; Pleosporales; Periconiaceae.
AUGAACCUAAUCUGCUCAGGCACAGUACAUAACCUCCUCCUUCUCAUGGUGGUGGACGGGAUCGCAAGCGCUACGUAUUCAAUAUCUUUUUUUAUCGGCACCUACCCUCACACAACAGUUAUGCAAGCCAUACCGGACGAUAUACUCCCAAAAACAGACAAUCAAGUGCAAAGCCGCGGCACCACGCUAGUAGCAACCUGUGUGCUCUUUAUCGUGCUCGACACAGUUUUCGUUGGGCUGCGCCACUACGCACGACGGUAUCUCAAAUCCAUGCCCUUCGCUUCCGACGACUUACUUGUGUUGCUCGCGUGGCUGACGCAUAUCGGCGUGUGUGUUGUUGUGAUCAUAAUGGUCUAUGAUGCUGGCAUAGGCCAUCUUGGCAAAGGCGACAUAUGGACCGACCCUAUACGUUUCGUCGCCUGGUCCAAAUCGAUUUACGCUCUACAAAUGCUCUACUUCUCUGCAGUAGCGCUACCUAAGAUCUCGAUCUGCCUCCUCUACCUUUCCAUCUUUGAUAGAAAAUCCACCAGGCUGGCCACGCACCUGAUCCUAUGGGUGCUGGUGGUGAAUUGGGUGGUUUGGAUUGUUGUUACCUUGCUACAGUGCAGGCCAAUUGCGUACCAGUGGAACAAGAACAUCCCAGGCGGUCGGUGCGUCAGUCUUCUCGCCAUAUAUAAGGCUUCCGGCGCGCCCAAUAUCGCGACCGAUGUUGCUAUCUUGGUGCUCCCUAUGAAGAUGGCGCUGCAGUUGCACUUGUCAUGGUCACGGAAACUGGGCGUCUUGGUCGUCUUCUGGACGGCGAGUAUUCCUUCCUCCAAGACUCAUUUUGUUUCUAUCAUUUGGUCUUCUUUCUCCUAUAUGGAUUCGGAAAGAGCUGAUUACGGUAAUGAGUUUAGUGGCAUCGUAGCUUCCUGCAUCCGCAUGGCCUGUUUCUUCCAGUCCGAUAGGUCUUUCGUGGGCCGCAUCGAUACCUACCUGUGGACCGUCAUUGAGCCCGGCAUGUACCUUGCUGCCGUGUGUUUUGUGCGUCUCCGUCCUAUGGUAGCCCUCGCGAGGGGAAAGAUGCACAUCACGAAUAUCUGCAGCUCGCGAUUGAGGUCCUCAAGCUGGGUGUAA